Molecule: messenger RNA, 2432 nt
Organism: Cucumis melo (muskmelon)
Lineage: Eukaryota; Viridiplantae; Streptophyta; Magnoliopsida; Cucurbitales; Cucurbitaceae
Product: folate synthesis bifunctional protein, mitochondrial-like
Exons: 4
Coding region: 449-1969 (506 amino acids)
Biological process (GO): tetrahydrofolate biosynthetic process
Molecular function (GO): dihydropteroate synthase activity; 2-amino-4-hydroxy-6-hydroxymethyldihydropteridine diphosphokinase activity
Source: RefSeq, a predicted model, not a curated record
AUGUGAUUAGGAGCGGAAGGCAGACGGUGAGCGUGAAGGCUAGCCAAAAUGCACAGAGUAGCGGUGGCCCAGAUUUGGAGGACUCUGAGACAAAGCCGCUUUAGUCUCUCUUCCCGCUGAGAACACAAAGAACCGAACAACAACAACCAUCAUCGCCAAAUUACUUACUCCUUUCUUCCCCAAAAAAAAAAAAAAAAAAAAACUCCAUUAACAAACAUCUCCAUCUCCUACAAGAUCCAAAAACGGAGAAUACUGUGUUCUUCUUCAGCACCAGUUCAGUGGCCCUUUAGGUGUGGCUACUUACUAGUACGUGCUCUGUUCUGACCACCAACCAGAUCGUAGUCCAUGGGGAGUGCUACAACUUUGCCCCAAUUCUUGUUGUGAAGGGAAUUCAUUAACUUGUUGAAGAGGCUAAUUUUUGCUUCAUUUACUCAACUUCUUCUCACAAAUGAACAUUUUGAAACAUCGCAUUAUCGGCAGGCAAGGAUUCAGAUAUGGUGGAGCAUUGCAAAUUUCAUUCUUUCAUUCAUCGUCACAAGAUAAAGUGGUGGAAAUAUGCUCUCGAGAGCAAGAAGUUGUGAUUGCUUUAGGAAGUAACGUGGGUGAUAGACUGCAGAAUUUCAAUGAAGCUUUGCGGUUAAUGAAAAAGGCAGGGAUACACAUUACAAGACAUGCUUGUUUGUAUGAGACAGCACCAGCUUAUGUCACUGAUCAACCUCAAUUUCUUAACUCUGCUGUUCGAGCUGUCACAAAACUUGGGCCACAUGAACUGCUGAGUGCAGUUAAGAACAUAGAGAAGCAGCUGGGACGUACUGCUGGUAUACGGUAUGGCCCAAGGCCGAUUGACUUGGAUAUUCUGUUGUAUGGAAGAUAUAAAAUACACUCCGAUAUUCUCACCAUACCUCAUGAAAGAAUCUGGGAAAGGCCAUUCGUGCUUGCUCCUUUGAUCGAUUUGCUGGGUUCAGAUGUUGAUACAGAUGAUGUUGCUUCCUGGCAUUCUUUGGCUGCUGAUCAUGGUGGACUUUUUGAGUCUUGGGAGAAAGUUGGGGGUGAAUAUCUUGUUGGUAAAGAAGGAAUGAGAAGGGUUUUGUCCGUUGGAAACAGCUUAUGGGACUGGUCUUGCAAGACUUCUGUCAUGGGGGUUCUUAAUUUGACACCUGACAGUUUUAGUGAUGGUGGAAAAUUUCAAUCUAUUGAAGCUGCAGUUUCUCAGGUACGUUCAAUGGUUUCAGAUGGUGCGGAUAUGAUUGACAUUGGUGCUCAGUCAACACGACCUAUGGCACCUAUGAUUUCUGUUGAAGAAGAAUUGGAUAGAUUGAUUCCAGUUUUGGAAGCUGUAACAAGAAUGCCAGAGAUGGGUGGAAAGCUCAUAUCUGUAGAUACGUUUUAUUCGAAAGUUGCAUUGGAAGCAGUCAAAAGAGGGGCUCAUAUUGUAAAUGAUGUAUCAGCAGGGAAUUUGGAUCCUGAAAUGCACAAGGUUGUUGCUGAUCUUAAUGUGCCAUAUAUUGCAAUGCACAUGAGAGGAGACCCAUCGACAAUGCAAAACAAUGAGAAUUUGCAGUAUGAUGAUGUUUGUAAUCAGAUUGCCUUGGAGCUACACUCUAAGAUUAGAGAUGCAGAAUCAUCAGGCAUCCCGGCCUGGAGGAUAAUCAUUGAUCCCGGGGUUGGAUUUUCAAAAACCACAAAACAAAAUUUGGAAAUCCUAACAGGUGUACCAAAGAUCCGAACAGCAAUUGCAAGGAGAAGUUUGGGAUUGUCUCAUGCUCCCAUGUUGAUUGGACCUUCGAGAAAGAAAUUUCUUGGUGAAGUGUGUUCUCGAUCAGUUGCGACGGAGCGAGAUCCUGCUACGGUUGCUGCAGUUACUGUAGGGGUUCUUGGCGGCGCAAACAUUGUUAGAGUACAUAAUGUGAGAGAUAAUGUGGAUGCAGUGAGAUUAUGUGAUGCAAUGCAAAAAGAGAAAAAGAGCUGAAGCAUUAUUUUGAAAAUGCUUGCUUCUGUUUUUGUCAAUUUACUUUUAACAGAUUAUGCCAUUGGAAGCAAAUCGAAACAUUCUUGUCAGACUUGGGACUGAGGAAGGUUCAAGGUUCAAAGCCAAAGAAGAAUAAAUCAUCUAAUUUUAAGGGAAGGAAAAGCUGUAGGCAGGCUCUGCCACGACUCCUGUUAGUCAGCACAUGGAUGAAAUUAUUGUUGAGUAUCAAGCAUUCCAACAACUGAAGAAGAUAAACUGAAUUCUAUUAGACUUGAGAUGAAAAUUUUGCAGACCUCUCCUUGUUCGAUGUUCCGUGAGAGGUAUCGGCUAUUCUCCUUCCCUUUUCCAUUGUACGAGAUUGAGGAAUUAGCGAUAUCAUUGCGAUGCAGAGUGGACAAUGUCUUUGUCUCUUUGGAUAUUGAAAAGUUUGAGUUUUUUCUAAUAUAUUUUCAUCAAUUCUCUA